Molecule: messenger RNA, 627 nt
Organism: Cylindrotheca closterium
Lineage: Eukaryota; Bacillariophyta; Bacillariophyceae; Bacillariales; Bacillariaceae
Source: the annotation of a GenBank genome assembly
AUGUCAACGGCAAUAGAGACUGCUGAGACGUCCUUCAAGCUUGCUCCCUUUAAUCCAUCCAGCGAACAAAUCCAAAAGAAAUGCUGCGAAUUAUUGAUUGAUCGAGCGCUUGGUGACAACAACAACAGCAACAGCAACAGCAACAACAGUGAAAGCAAGGAAGGGGGACCAGUUCUCUUUGAUCUGGGUUGUGGUGAUGCAAGAUUACUGAUCAACAGCGCAAAAUUGUACCCUCAACUGAAAUGCAUUGGGAUUGAGCUGGACAAUGCCUUUGUGACUCGGGCCAUUGAACAAAUUCAAACCUUGCCACGAGACCUGCAAGAUAGACUUUAUGUGCAUGAAGGGGAUGCACUAAAAGAUCAGAUAUACCAAGAAUCAACUUGUCCUGUGGCCAAUUUGACAUUUAUCGAUGAUGCUUCGAUUCUGUAUCUUUUUGUAUUGCCCAAAGGCAUUGAAAAGCUGAUUCCUCUAUUGAUAUCGGUGGUAGAAAAGCGGAAGCUUCAAAAGCGCAACUUUCGAAUCCUCUCGUACAUGUUCCAGAUUCCAGAGUGGGAUCCAUCUGUGGUAGACCGGUCAUCGAAGGGUUCAUGUCCGAUUUAUCUAUAUGAAUUCUUGUACGAAGAAUAG